Molecule: messenger RNA, 3689 nt
Organism: Cyprinus carpio (common carp)
Lineage: Eukaryota; Metazoa; Chordata; Actinopteri; Cypriniformes; Cyprinidae
Product: protein MMS22-like
Exons: 20
Biological process (GO): replication fork processing; double-strand break repair via homologous recombination
Cellular component (GO): nuclear replication fork
Source: RefSeq, a predicted model, not a curated record
AAAUAUAUUGUCGUUUUUAUCUGUUACGCGUUAUUAAUUACGUUACUUUAAUAAUAAUAAUAACAACAACACACAGUAACUUUUCGAUGUUUUCAAUCACUGUUUGCAAUGCAGUAAUAUUAUUACAGGUCCUGACCACGCCCCCGAUAACUUCUGGCCAAUCGAAGAGCUGUUUGGAUGACCGACACGUCUGUGCGCAUGCGCAGUGUUGUUGUGACUGUAGCGCGGGAGUGCAUUGAUACACCGGGAGGAAGGUCGUUCAUAGACGCAGCAGUUGUCAACAGUGUUGAUAACUCUUCCCAGUGGUCUAUUCCAUCCUGUUGAUAUGGAGGGCGAGUUCUCGCAGUCCCUCACCCCGCCUGUAUCCCCAUCUGCUCUGGAUCAUUAUGGUGAAUCUGCUCCCAGUCAGCCUGCCUGCUUCACCUGUGCUCAUGAACCAGGUAGAGAAGAGACGGGACGACUGUCAUCGAAUGGCUACAUCAGCAGAGGAGCCCUGAAGAGGUUGCUGUUAAAGCUCGAUCCAGCUCCUGCAGAUUUUGAGGGAGACACGGUUGAUAUUUUUGACUUCCCGUGGGUGACAGAAACAGCGCUGGUAGAAUCUACCAAACUUCUGUUUGGCUUGUUCAGACAAAAGGUGUUAAAACUGGAGACGCUGGUGCAGUCCAGCUCGCAUGAUUUUGGUCAAGCGAGCAGUCUUCAUUAUGAGGCAGAGGAACUGAGACAGCAGUGUGUGCUGUUCCUCAGCUACAUCAAGGUCUUCAUUUACAGGUUUCACAUUUUGUUUUGCUCUCAGUUUUUGGAGCCCUCACAAUCCCUAGAUGAAGGUCCUGUUCAUCUCUUUAAAGACACAGAGGCUCACCUGCCCUCAGUCUUGGUAGAGGAGCUCUUCAGUAUCACGCUGCUUAUUGGACGAAUCAAAAAUCUGCCAGCCAAUGUCCAGAGUGCUCUUACAUUCAACAUCAGGGAAAGGUACCACAGGCACAGAACACCUAUGUGCCAAUUAUAUCUUUUACUCUUUCCUCCAUCUUGGCAAUUAUUGCAUCUGCACCUGGACAUCCACUGGUCUGUUCUGGAGAUCCUGUUGGAGCAAAGGAUGAUGGGUCAGGUAGUUUAUGCACACCAGUUCGUGAAUUUGACAGGUGAGACGCUCACGAACAUCAGUCUGUUUGAGGACCAGGUCAACAACCUGCUCUGUGAUCUCAUUGGCCUGGCCAUGAACAAAUAUAAUAAGCUCUUUCACCGUGCCCUGGUUAGGUGUGUCAGUCUAUUGCAGCAGGCUAAGAGCUGCUGUAGCCCUGCAUCUGUCGGCUCCAACUCUCACACGCAGCUCUACCGCUCAACUAACUCCUUCCAUAUCUUCCUGCGUAUUCUGGCCCUUCACCUGAGCCAGGAACAUGCUGGCGGUGCCCCCUGGAGACAAAUCAAGGGCAGAAAGUUCCACCAGAGGAGGAUGACGGAGCUCUCUGACACGGGCCUGCUGCACUUCCUGCUGCUUUUCCUGGUCUUGGCGCAGUGUGUAGAGCUGGAGGACGUGGCCAGUCGAGCAUGCUACUUGCUCGCUAUGCUGCCCGCUGACUCCACGCCCCCGGCCCUCCGCGCGUUGCAGUAGAGAGGCCAGCUGGCUCUUGUGCUGCUGUAUUUGGAGAAGGGACUGGAUGCUGGCGCGUUGGCGGAGCAGCUGGCCACCUACUUUAGCCAAGCGGCCCGCGAGUUCUACCUGAAGACCACCGAGCCUUUGCGCAAGCUAGCUCUCUGGGCUCCACUUAGCUCAUACCUGGAGGGGGUGAGCGAGGUGUUUGAGACGAGUCCUAAUCUUGCGCUGUCAGAGGAGAGGCUUCUGAACGAGGGCUUUGGACUGCUGCUGCCCGCCUGCCGCCAGUCCGAGCUCAGCUCUGCUUUGGGCUUCCUGCAGACGGUGCUGGCGCAAUUACGGAGAGUUCACCAGCGCUGUGGCCAGCAGUCUCACUCUAUAGACUUUCCCAGUUGGGUUCCUCUCCACAGCGUGGUUAAAGAGCGCCACCAAGCGGUGGCAGCGGCACUCUGGUCCCACUUCUUCCCCUUCCUGUGCGGCAUGAGGCUUUCCCAGACCCCCCCGCCACAGCUUGCGGACGCCGCAGCAGGCUUCACACUGUUGGCAUUAGACAUGCCUGGCUCUGCCCCUCAAAACCUACAGCCCCACCCCAUCCAGUCCAUUAUGCAGAGCUUCGGCUGGGACGAGAUGCUCCACCCCCUGCUGGUAACCCACUAUCUAAAUCACCUGCUGCAAAAUGGAGAGCUGGUCAUUUGGGUCAGCUCUGGGCCAGGCUCAGGUUCGGCCCAGGCUUUGUGUGUACGUGCCUGGAUCCGAUGUGUUCUACAACAGUACCUCCAUAAAAGCCAAGAUGCUCCAGAUUCAAGAGCAGGCAGAAAUCUGGAUGAACAGCUGGCCGAGUUAACCAGGCAGAUCCUCCAACUUCCAGAAGUGGAGUCUGUGCUGCAGAGAGCAGGAUUACAUCCUGUUGCUGCCAGAGAUCCCAAACCUGCAAUGGCUGUGUUCAUCAGGGCUGUGGGUCGAUCAUACUGUGAACUCCAGCUCCUCUCUGAGCGUUCUUCAGCAGUGUCCCGAGCACUAGAGUAUGUAGGAGACAUCCUCAAAUACAUCAAGCCUUACCUGCUAAACAAGAGCCGGGAGGGUCUACAGCUAGUAUACUGGACUGUAGGCUGCUUGGUCAAGCACUGGAGCUACCUGUUGGCCACCACCAAAGCUCAGCAACUGCUCUUCCGCAUUGUAGAUGUGCUCUUAUUGCCCCACGCUCUCCUCCAGCAGGACAGUGGCGCGCACACUCAAAUGAUCUCAGCCCUCAAAGAAAGCCUGCCUUUGUUUCUGCAGGGUUUGUCAGUGGCAGUGAGUGUGUCCCAAUCUCAGGGGGCGUACCUGAAGCAGCAGCUGCACAGUGUCAUUUCCCAGUACCUGAGCCGAUUUCUCCCAACCACACCCUCUACUGGAGCAGUGGUCAAUCAUCCUGUCCUGCUGGCAGCCUGCGAAUCAACACCCACGCCACAGGGGGAAAGACUCAGGAGGAGCAUUCUGCAUGUGCUGAGAGAGAACUUCCUCCAGUUUAAAGGUCUCACUCCUAUCCCUCGACUCGCUGCUGUUCUCUCCUUCCUGUUGGAGCUCCUGAAAAGGAACAGUGACAGAGAUCCUGCCUUGCACACGAUUCCUCUUCCUUUGGUGCUGCGCUGUCUGAUGCUGGUCAAUGAACCACAAGUAAAGAGGUUACGCAGCUUAUUGUGGAGAGGUGCACCGCUGCGGCAGGAGAGCAGCCAUGUGAACACACCACUACUAUUCUACAGGCCUUUGUGGAAGAGAAUUAAGGUGUAUACGACCAGCAAGUGUAUAAUGUUCUAGAAGUUGUUGCCGUCCUUCACCCCUUCACAGUGACUGCUCUUAUUCCCUUUCUGUCACUGAGCCUAAGAAAGAUAGAGUGCAAGAGAGGUCUGGGAAAAAAUACCUCACUCAGCAACAGUUACCUAUAUGUCAGCUGAGAUCUAAGAAGAAACUUAAUGCUAAAACCAAUGUUAAUCAUUAGUGAAAGUGAAAGUGACAUACAGCCAAGUAUGGUGACCCAUACUCAGAAUUUGUGCUCUGCAUUUAAACCAUCCAAAGUGCACACACACAGCAGUGAACACACACACACCCAGUGCAGUGG